AUGUGUUCCAAACCGAUUGGUAUUUUACGAUGCGAAGGAUGUCAAAAACUAUUUUGUCGCAGCGAUUUAAACGAACAUCGCAACGAGCUAUCCAAUCAAUUAGACGGGCUUACGGUCGAACAUGAUGCGUUUCAACAUACACUGAACCAGGCAACAGCCGAUUCUCGCACCCAGGGACUUAUACGUCGAAUUGAUGCCUGGGAAAAGGAAUCGAAGCUCAAGAUCCGACAGGCAGCCGACGAAGCUCGUCGUCAGAUUGAAAUCCAUGCUGUCAGAAAUGCAAAAGAGAUUUCGACACGCUUUCGGGAAAUGGCUGAUAGACUACAGCAGGCGCGAAAAGAAGACGCAUUUGAUGAACGAGACUUGAAACGAUGGACAGAACAACUCGAACAACUCAAGGAGAACUUUGUUUCACCAUCUUCUGUUGCAGUGGAAGAGGAGCAAGGAACGUUCAUUGCGAAAAUCCAGGUGAAAGACGUGGAGGUCUUGGGGAAAAGAUUCGAUCAAGUGCUAUACGGCUUUGCCGUAGUCGACGAUGGAGGCUUGGCUGUUGUAUGUAAUUAUUACAACAACCAUGGUGCACAAGUCCGAGGCAAGGGAGAAUAUUCUGGCGGUCUACACGAAAUUCAGCUCAAAAUCGAGAAUUAUGCUGAUGGCUUUCUGUUUUUCGGCAUCAACUCAAAAUCGACAGCAAUGCAAAAUAAUUCCUGCACUUCGAUGUCAUCUUAUGGCUGGGCAGCUGGAGCGAACAAUACGGUGUAUAUACACGGACAAGGCUCAAACAACUACAAGGGGUACGUGAGCGACUUUAGAGUGAACGACAUCAUUGAGCUUGAGCUGGAUUGCUAUCGUCGGCUCAUUCGAAUGCGAAAUCAUCGCUCAAAUAAACAACAUGAGUUGCCAAUUGAUCUUGAUAAGUGUCCAUUUCCAUGGGUACUUCAUCUCAACCUAGGCAGUUACGGCGAUCGUCUGCGCAUUGUCCUCUAG
This is a messenger RNA of Didymodactylos carnosus, 987 nucleotides long. The record is from the annotation of a GenBank genome assembly. Lineage: Eukaryota; Metazoa; Rotifera; Eurotatoria; Philodinida; Philodinidae.